UACCGCAGUACCGCGCGCUGCUGACCAGCCACCAGUACUGGUCUAGAAGACGUCGCGUUCGGUUGACGGUUGUCCGACAAGAGCGGACGGUUUUUCUUGAAUCGAGUGUUUCAUUCGCGUUGUCCUCCGAGCGUGCGAGUGUGCCGACGACGAAAGCGUUUUAUCAGAAAUCAGUCGAUCGAUAGAUCUGUGCACCGACGCCGUACCAACGCGCUUGGCUUUAUCGCAAUACGCGUUUACAUAAUGGUGACUUCGCGCGUAGCAUUGGAAGGGCUUUUGCAGAAUAGACUGACUACAGACAUUUGCAAAGACACGUUAAGAAUGCAAGGAAACGCAGCAGAAUUGUUUCAUUUAUACGCGGGAAAACAUCACGCGGACGACACGUCGUCGUCUUCGUGCGGCGCAGAGAUGAUGACCACCGUGACAAUCAAACGGGAAGCGCAUACGCCGACCACCGACCAGAGCGAGGACUCGGGCGUGGACGUGUCGGCAGUGGCCGAUGGUCGCGACGGCCACGGGACGUUCAAACGAAAACGGAUGGACGAUUCCGAUGACGGGGACGGGUGUCCGACCGCAGCCAAGUUCAGCAGGACGGCCGACGCUGCCGCGGCCACCGUGCUGCGGUCGAUCAACAUGGACGCCUGUCCGCCGUUCAGGCCGUGGAGCUGCAACGAAGAGUCGUCGUCAGAAGUGGGCCUCCGGCUGUUCCACGACAUACGCAACGUGGACAGGAUACUGACGCUGACGCAACAGCGCCGCGGCGAACAACAGUCCCCGUUGCCGCCCCCGGCGGAACCUCAACCCUUGGACCUGACCAAAGGCCAACGCGGCGGGACGAGACCGGUGGACUCCGCCGCUGGGACCGUCGUGAACACAACCACAGCCGAUGCCGACAACGGGACCUGCAGAUACGCCGCGCCGUCGACUGUGGCGUCGUUCCCGUGCAGCGCAGUCGCGGAAACCGCCGCGGCCACCGGCGCAUCGACCACCACCGCGACCACGACCAGGUACAGCAAAAACAUGUCGCGGGCUCGGAGGAUAGAGGCCAACGCCCGGGAACGGUCUCGGGUGCACACCAUCAGCGCGGCAUUCGACACGCUCCGAGCAACCAUACCCUCGUACUCCCGGAACCAGAAGCUUUCCAAACUGUCGACGAUCCGGAUCGCCAGCGCUUACAUACUAACGCUGUCCCGACUACUGGACAUGGACUACAGCGCGGAGCGUGACAAUCCGUCGGUGGCCGAGUGCGUGGAUAACGUCACCGGAAUCAUACACAUGGAGGGCAAGGCGAGAAAGCGAAAAGACGAUCGGUAAUAAUAACUAUACUGUGUAACAACGACGAGGUCAAUGAUGCCGCAUAAACGCGGAUCAAUUUAUUUUCCCAUAUUAUAAUAAAUAAUAAAUAUCAAUAUUAUAUUUUUUUAUCGUGGUCGAUUGAGAUGAAAUUCGAAACGGUCGCUGAGUUUAUCGUACGUGUAAUACCAUUCAGUCUACUGUCAAAACAAAACAAAAACUAAAAAACAAGAAGAUUUCGAUUAGUACCUGCAGUGUUUGUAUAAUUUUCAAAGAUAUUGUAUUUUUAUAUUUUCGUUUGGGAAAUGUUAUUUUUACCUAAAACCUUGUAACCUGCAUUUUCGGCCGCUCGUCUCUGCGCGUUUAUUGUUGAUGCACACUCAUCGUCGAGUCAUGAAGCGCGGAAUAAAUCGUUUUGAGUUCGAAAGCGUUGACGAUAAGAGUUGUAAAAUAAACGCAACUUCUAGUCAAAAGCACGCGACGAGAAGACUGCUGAAUGAAAAAGAGAAACAGAGAGAUAAAACGUAUAUAAUUUAAAUACUUUACAUCGUUAUACAUAAUACGAUCGCGUUGGAGCGAAAUUUGAAAGUAAUUCCAAAGCAGCGAUGACAGAUCACUUCUACCCCUCUUGGACAUGGCAAGCGUCGCUCCAAUACGCACAACGCACCUUUUUUCACCCUCGAAGAUGAUCACAUAAGCCAGACUCUCGUGAUCCACAUGUUAAAACACAUGGCCAGCACUUGUCGCGUAAAUAUAAGGCUGUAAUAUAUUAUAUUGUUAUUACGACGAGUACACAGCGCUUGCGUACUGUACAUGCGUUGACCUAUAAAAAUAAGACUUCUAAUGUACACAAUAAAUAUUAUACAAUAUAUUAUUAUGUGUUGUAUAUUGUUAUGUAUUUAUAAAUAAUAUUGUACUGCACGCACGCUGAAACACGACAUUUUGUAACAUUUGCAAUAAACGUGGUGUACGGAUGCAUAUUAUUAUAUAUUAUAUUGAUAUAAUAUUUAUUGUCGUACAUUUUAAUAAUAUAUAUAUAUAUGUUAUAAACUAUAAUAUACUAAGUAAAUUUUAUAAUAUUGUAUACACAUUCCGUAAAAAUUCACUUGCGUAUCGCUGUAAAAAACCAUCGAUUGUUAAAUUAAUAAAAUAUUAACGUCGAUACGUUGUCGAUAACGCAUAUUAUAUGCUACAAUAAUUAUUAUGUAUUAUAUACGCUAGUUAGGUAGUGUUUUAUGUAUCAAUCGUCAACUUGACUACCUGAUUGCCAGCGUCGACCACUGCAGUCGCGGUCACAAAGCGGUAUAAUCUAAGGUUACUACACCCUGCCAGUAUGCCCAUCCACUAUUAUAAUAUUAUUAUAUCAUAUCCUAUUUUUAUUUUUACGUUUUGUUAUUUAUACAUAAUUACGUAUACUAG
This is a messenger RNA of Melanaphis sacchari, 2712 nucleotides long. RefSeq lists its product as uncharacterized. The transcript is spliced from 2 exons. Lineage: Eukaryota; Metazoa; Arthropoda; Insecta; Hemiptera; Aphididae. Gene Ontology annotation, molecular function: protein dimerization activity; DNA-binding transcription factor activity. The coding region runs from base 244 to 1314 and encodes 356 amino acids. The record is from RefSeq and is a predicted model, not a curated record.